AUUCUGUCCCUGCUUUCUCCUAUAUAUAUAGAGAGAGAAUUUUCUCCGUCUUCAUCCAUGAAAAAAAGCCUGAAUGUGGUCUUCAAAAUAAAGCUGUUUUUUCUUUCCUUCUUUCAUUAAUUUAAUGGAGUUUAAGCGGAAUUUAGGUCGCCGAUUUCUUAGGACAUGCAGAAUUGCUAACCCUUCUAUGACUGAUUGCCGGAUCUCCACAUCCCGGGUCGCGGUUAAAACCCGGAUUCCUCCGGGCCCGGAGAGAAUCUCCAAUGAUCCGAUAGACGAUUCCGUCUUCCUCCGGUUCAUGCAUCGCCGACCGGGUUAUGGGGCGGGUGGGCUGCCGUCGUCGUUCCCUGUCGCCGGGGAGAAGCUGAUAGAGAAAUUGCGGUGGACGGACAUUUCGGGUGACAGGAUCCGGCUUGACGGGCUCGUCCCUCCGCCGGGGUGCAAUCUGACGGUGGUUGAGGCAAGGAAGCUACUCCGCCUGUCGCAGAUUGAGAGGGUGAAAGUGAAACUCAAGGGAGUCGGAAAGAAUCACAUUUCUUAUUCGCAAUUUAUGGGGAUUUGUGGCGAGGGGUGUUCGAAUUCCGAUCAAAGCUUGGAAGUCGCGAAAAUGUUGGACGAUUCCGGCGCCGUCAUCGUUCUCGGAAACGUUGUUUUCCUCAAACCUCAUGAGUCGAACCAAUUUGGGACAGAUGACGUACAGUUAUACUCGAAAACUUGCUUGCUACAUGCUGGUGCUGUCACAACAUCACGGUCUCGCCAUUUCAGGACGCGAAGUAGAAGAGGGGAAGAAAGAUUAUUUUGGGAAUGAUGGAAUGUGUUUUUGGAAUGUUAAAAAAAUGAGAUAUUUGAAUGUUGGACUUGCAAGAAAAAAGAUGAUUUUGAGAUGAUAGAUGAAGGGAGAGUUUUUUAGUUUGGGAGUAUUUAAAAUUUCAAUGUGAUCACGACUUAGGACUAUACUUGCCACAAAAAUCAUCAUAUUAUCCAGAGUGCCAUACUUAAGAUAUGAGAUUAGAUGGUUAAUGUCUAACUAUUUAUCAUUAAUCAAUCUUAGGAAUGACUACUUAGGUGUCUUUGGGCUUGAUCAAGGGGCGAUUGAGCUACAUUGUUUCGGUUCUUUCUUUGGACAGGUUGUGAAAGCAAUUGAGGAUCUAAUACCAAGUUCAACUGCCCAGCAGGAUGAUCCAAGAAAGGCAGAGUUGGAGAAUAUGGAGAAGCAAAUGGAAGCGAUGGAGAAGAAAGCGGAACGGAUGGCGAGAAAAGAGCUUCGGCUCGGGCUCGGGUACUUAGUGGUUCAGACAGCGAUAUUUCUGAGGUUAACAUUCUGGGAAUUGACUUGGGAUGUAAUGGAGCCCAUUUGCUUCUUUGUCACCUCGGGCUACGCCAUGGCUGCCUAUGCUUUCUUCUUAAGAACUUCUAAAGAACCAUCUUUUGAAGCGUUCUUUCAAGCGCGAGUAAGCGCUAAAAUGAAACGCCUGAUCAAGCAUCAUGGUUUUGACAUCCAAAAGUAUAAUCAGCUUAAAAGGAUUUGUGAUCACUCUUCUCCUUCACCAUAGUUAUUACUACGGAUUUGUGACACCAUAAUAUAAAUAGGUAUAUGAUGCAGCAAGAUUUAACAACUUUACAUAACCUUCUUAGGCUUUUUGCUUCUACUUUUGUGUCCUUACUAAGUUUACUUUUUCUUAUCGGCGGCUAUAAAUCUAUAAUGUGUAGACCACUGAUGGAAUGUGCAAUACAUCAAGUAUUUCA
Cuscuta europaea is the source of this 1746-nucleotide messenger RNA. The record is from the annotation of a GenBank genome assembly. Lineage: Eukaryota; Viridiplantae; Streptophyta; Magnoliopsida; Solanales; Convolvulaceae.